Didymodactylos carnosus is the source of this 355-nucleotide messenger RNA. The record is from the annotation of a GenBank genome assembly. Lineage: Eukaryota; Metazoa; Rotifera; Eurotatoria; Philodinida; Philodinidae.
AUGUUAACAAUUGUAAUAGCGUUCAUCAUCGAUGUAUUUAUUCCCAAACUACUGAAUGUUGAUGAAUGCAGUCUUAUUCUACGAAAUUUAUUUCAUUUGAUAGCAACACCAUUUGUCCUCUUGGCCUAUUCGUUUGUUGAAUUUUAUGCAUUGCACGAAGUCAUUAUUUUCGGAAAGAAAGGGAUACAGCGACAUUACCGCGAGACAAUACCGCGAACGACAAUACCGCGAACGACAUUACCGCGAACGACGUUACCGCGAACGACAUUACCGCGAACGACAUUACCGCGAACGACGUUACCGCGAACGACAUUACCGCGAGACAAUACCGCGAAGGACACUACCGCGAACGACA